Molecule: messenger RNA, 2505 nt
Organism: Thyridium curvatum
Lineage: Eukaryota; Fungi; Ascomycota; Sordariomycetes; Thyridiales; Thyridiaceae
Exons: 3
Coding region: 1-2505 (834 amino acids)
Biological process (GO): Golgi organization; endosome organization; phosphatidylinositol phosphate biosynthetic process
Cellular component (GO): trans-Golgi network; lysosomal membrane; fungal-type vacuole membrane
Molecular function (GO): 1-phosphatidylinositol 4-kinase activity
Source: RefSeq, a predicted model, not a curated record
AUGCCACCCACGCGUCCGGCCACAACAGGCUACGAGCGCCUUGCCCAGGCCGACCAGUUCAGCGACGACAGCGAUGUCGAAGAUCCCCUCGGCGCCAGCUUCGCCAGCCUCCAGCCCCCAACGGCCCCUCGAUAUGCACCCAUCUCGGCUCCCCGGCCGCACAGCGGCAUGGUGACGCCGCGCGGCCAGUCCAACCGUGCUGGAGGAGGAGGAGGAGGAGGAGGAGGCGGUGGCGGCGGCGGAAGCAGCGGAAUCCGGCUGUCCGGGCGGCGGGCUGGCAUGCGGCCUCGGUCCAACUCGGGCGUGGACCUCAAGGCCAUCAACGCGCGGCUCGAGAAGUGGGCGGACGAGAUCGCGGCCAAGUUCAAGCGCGGCCGGCGGAGGGGCGUCGACGGCCCGGACGAGGACCAGCCGCUCGAGAUCCACCACUCCGUCUUCCAGGCGCCCGAGGGCGUGCGGCCGGCGACGGCCGAAGGCCUGGCGGCGGCGCCCUUGCCGGAGGGGGCCAUGCGGCGGGACGAGUUCGAGGCCGUGGUGGAGAGCGUGCGGAUAGCGAUUGGGCAGGGGAUGCACCCGCGCAUGAUCUCGCAAGGCAGCUCUGGCAGCUACUUUGCGCGCAACCCAGAGGGCAAGGUCGUCGGGGUGUUCAAGCCCAAGGACGAAGAACCCUAUGCGGCGGGCAAUCCCAAGUGGAACAAAUGGAUACACAGAAACUUGUUUCCGUGCUGUUUCGGCCGGGCUUGCCUCAUUCCGAACUUAUCAUAUGUGAGCGAAGCAGCGGCCUAUGUACUUGAUGCACAGUUGAGGACGAACCUGGUACCAUACACCGAUGUCGUAUACCUUUCCUCCAAAUCUUUUCAUUACCCCUUCUGGGACCGCUACGCGCAUUCCAGAAGCCGGAAGCCCUUGCCUGACAAGCCCGGCAGCUUCCAAGUCUUUCUCAAAGGGUUCAAGGACGCAAACAUCUUCCUCCGUGAGCACCCAUGGCCGGACCAGUACCUCUCGGGCUUCAGGACGAAUGAUACCCAUCGGCACCGCAAGAAGAGAUGGGCGGAUAACUGCCGCCCAACCAGUCGGCGCGCUGGUAAUGAUGAUGACAGCGAGGACGAAGGGCUCGAUAACAGCCCUAGUAUGACGCCGGGACCAGGCAAUUUCAUGUGGACCGAGACUCUCAAGCAGGCUUUCCGAGAGGAGCUCGAGAAGCUGGUCAUUCUGGAUUACAUCAUGAGGAACACAGACCGCGGGCUCGACAACUGGAUGAUCAAGGUUGACUGGCAGACACAGGAGGUGUCCAUCACCUCAGAACCCAUGCAUCUGAACAUGGGCACCCAUGAUGGCGAGGAGGCACCGAGGCCGGUAGACUUGUCUCAGAGAGGACCAGCGCAGACUCGUUCGUCCUAUCCCUACCGGGCUCAGAAGCCUAUGGAUGCCUCUACCCCAGUAGCAGGUGGUGGCGGGCCUGGACCUAAGAUCAGCGUCGGCGCCAUCGAUAACUCCUUAUCGUGGCCAUGGAAACAUCCCGAUGCUUGGAGGAGUUUCCCGUUCGGCUGGCUGUUCCUGCCUGUCGACCUGAUCGGCCGGCCUUUCUCCCAGAAGACAAGAGAGCACUUCCUCCCCCUACUGACUUCUACAGCGUGGUGGUCUCGGACGCAACUGGCAUUGCGGAAAGUCUUCCAGAUGGACCCGGACUUCAAGGAGCGCAUGUUUGCCAAACAGAUUGCCGUCAUGAAGGGACAGGCAUGGAACGUCGUCGAGACGCUCAAGACGCCGGACCACGGCCCCUUGGAGCUGACGCGCCGUGCCAAGGUCUGCGUGUGGGACGACCUGGUCGAUAUCCCCAUCGCCGUCCCUAUGAGGGCCACCAGCGCAGAGAUGCGCCGCCAAGCCCACGAGGAGUACGGCAAGAGCAUCGACGAAGAGGAAGAGAUGGACAUCGGCGCCAGCGCGGGCGAUGCCAACCCCAGCUCCGCCCCGGCCGGGGACCUCCUAGGCCUCGCGAGCCCGCCUGCGGACCUACCCCACCCGGGACGGUUCGAGAUCGCCAGCCCGACUGCGGAGUAUGCGCGAUCGCCGAGCGAAGACGAGCAGCGCGCCGCCAACGGGUCCCUGUCGCCGAGCGACCGGCGCGGCGCUGGCAAGGCCCUGGGCUCGUCGCCGGAGCAGUCGCGGCCCCGGCUGCCCCGUACCUCGAUCGGGGCCAGCUACUCGGGCCCGCAGCGCUCGCUCAACAUGUACACGCCGCACAGGGAGCGGCGGUACAGCUUCGCCACCACGGCGGCCACGAGGCGCAACAGCAACAGCAUCGCCCAGCACCUCUACGCUGGGAGCGGCAGCGGUGGCAGCGGUGGCAGUGGUCGUCGGACGUCGGUCGACUACUACGACGACGACCUCGAGGGCGACCUUGGGUAUGCGGCGGCGGAGGGCAUGGAGGGGAACCACCGCAAGGUCAUCGUCGAGAGGCUCGAGCCGGUCAAGAGCAAGAACCCCGUGUUCACGUGGUGCUAG